AGUGGCGGGGCCCGGCUGGUGCCGGCGGGGAGCGGGGGCUGCCGGGGUUCCCCUCGCUGCCCGCAGCGCGGCUCUCAGGGCUGUCGCAGCCGAGGGAGCGGCGCCGGCCUCGCCCCUGUCAGGCUGUGGGAUGCCGCGGCUCCCGCCGCCAUGUCAGGCGUCGCCUGGGCUUUGGGAGGCCGCCGGCAGGCCGGCGGCUCGCGGUGCUGCAGGGGCUGGGGGCAAGCAUGUCUGUCAGCGGCAGGGCAGGGCAGGCCUCCUGCAGAGGGGCGGGCAGGGGGAGGAACACCGCGGCGAGUCGGCAGAGGGAGCUGAUGCCGCUUUGGAAAAGCUUGUCCUCGGUAAAAAUGCCUCUGGAAGAACCUCCUCAGCCGCCGCCUCCUGCCUCCCGAAAGGAGAGAAAGCCAAUCCAGCGCUGCAUUGCACAGGGCUCUUGUGCUUCAUCAGUACAGAUUACCAUCUCCUGGAUGCAGACACCAUUUGUGGCCAAAAUUGCACUGUUCACACCCGCCCUGCACAGUUUUGAUGCUCGCAUCCGAUGCACAUCUCCUUGCACCCUAUGUGUGCCUCCUUGCGCCUCCACUCAGCUGAAUGCAGUGCCCGCUCGGCCAGCGAGGUCACAGCACUUUUCUAAGCCCUUGCCAUCACAGAGGUGUCAUCUGGCACCGAGCGCGACAUGGAGACGCUCCAGCCACCGUUCCGCACUUGCUGAUGUAGAAACUGGGCUCAGUUUCCAGACAGGCACUCUGCCAAGGAGUCAGGUGAGUCACGGACACAAAGUGCUUCCCAACAGCCUUGCAGCCGGACACCUCGGCAUGGCCGUGACAGUAACGCAGCUUGCGUAGGGCUGCUCACAGUCCCCAAAGGGCUGAACGGCCUGGAAGGUGUUAGACCAUGUCUCCUCCAGGUAGACCACGGCCCCUGACCCUCAUGUUUCUUUUGGGGAUGGGGAUGGCAUCAGAGAGGAUCAACUGCCCGAGCAGGUGUAGCUGUCAGUACCUGGAAGUGAACUGCACAGGGCAGCAGUUGCAAGAGUUCCCUGUGGCUAUCCCGCUGGACACCAGGCAGCUGAUUCUGGCGGCAAACAACGUCUCAUACCUGCCAGCGGUGGAAUUGAGCUUCUUGGCUGAUUUGGUCUAUCUGGACUGCAGCAAGAACCUCUUGGGGGAUGACCUGGAUUUCACUUUCAUUGGUGUGGCCAAGCUUGUCUAUCUGGACCUCAGCUUCAACAACAUCACACAGGUGACCUUCAGCACCUUCUCACACCUCCUCAGCCUGGUGGUGCUGAAGAUCUCAGACAAUCCCAACCUUGUGGCCAUCGAGAAGGAUGCCUUUGCCAACAAUACCUGGCUGAGGCACCUGGAUGUGAGCCGGACGGGCUUAACAUUCCUGGACACCAGCACUGUCCAGGACCUGCCCAACCUGAGGUUUCUGGGGCUCAGUGACAACCUGUGGCACUGCAACUGUUCCUUUUUGGACUUCAUCACCUGGAUGACAGAGAGCAACGUUCAUUUUCCAGAUGCUGACAACAUCACCUGCUACACCCCAGAAGGCCUGCGUGCCCUAAAAAUGCCUGCAGCGGAGGCACAGCUCCACUUCACCUGCCUGACCCAGCUGUACAAACGAGACUACGUCUUUCUGUGUCUCGUUGGCUUCUGCAUAUUCUUUGCCGGCACCACGGCAGCCUGGCUGGCUGGCAUCUGUGCCGUCAUCUACGAACUCCACACUUCAAAGGGGGAGGAAGAGGAGGAGGAGGAAGAAGACACAGUCACUUAGGAUCAGCCCUACAAAUCUUUCUGAAUGCCCGUCAUGGGAACUGAAGGCAGGCCUUUCCUGCCCAAUUUCCCACAUUAUGUCCCAUUCUAGAUGCUGGGUUUUUUUGAAGUGAAAUAAAACUGCAAGAGAAGAAAAGUCUCUGUGCUCCAGUUUCACUCACUGUGCUACCUCCACUUGUCUUCUUCCACUGGGACUUGGGACAUUGGUU
This is a messenger RNA of Chroicocephalus ridibundus (black-headed gull), 1984 nucleotides long. It is a transcript of the gene LRRC52, whose product is annotated as leucine rich repeat containing 52. Gene Ontology annotation, cellular component: voltage-gated potassium channel complex. NCBI's taxonomy places the organism in Eukaryota, Metazoa, Chordata, Aves, Charadriiformes, Laridae. The transcript is spliced from 2 exons. The coding region runs from base 895 to 1776 and encodes 293 amino acids. Gene Ontology annotation, molecular function: transmembrane transporter binding; voltage-gated potassium channel activity; potassium channel activator activity. The record is from RefSeq and is a predicted model, not a curated record.